AUGCUCGAAAAUGCGGUUUUGGUACUGAAUAUGAGUGGGGGAAAGGUUUUCGUGCUAGUACCCCUACAUAUAUUAUUCCAGCUGACCCCUUCUUUAAUCAAAGCUUAUGGAGACCAAAGUCGCUAUCGGUUGUAUUUGGAAUCAGAAUACGCUCUGCAAACAAUCAGCACUCAGCUAGUUUCGCAGGCAAUUGAGCUGGUGGACUAUAUGGUGGAAGAUCUGAUCGUCUUGGACUCGCAGAACUCCAUUCUGUUGGGCUACUUGGAUCGUUUCGACGCCUUCACUGCCGUAGAUGCGAAUAAAACCGAGCAGAAGCUAAAUGCCUUCUAUGGCUUGAUUGAGGAGUAUCUAGAUUCGGAUACCACGGGGGAUCCACUGAGAACUUCCAGUAUCGAGACCCAGUUGAUUGCCCUUUGCCUGCAGCGCAACGGAUUCGAUCGAUGGAAGCGCACGGUUCAGACCCGGACAGCCCAGCUCCAAAAGCUAAUAUACCGGAAGUUGAGUAAAUUAACGAAGUCUUCUUACUGUUAUUUUUUGUACUUUAAAUUUGAAUUUUGGUUGCCUUGUAUUAAGUUAAUAGAUAGCAUUUCAAAAUUAAGCUAG
Drosophila mauritiana is the source of this 603-nucleotide messenger RNA. RefSeq lists its product as uncharacterized. The transcript has 2 exons. Lineage: Eukaryota; Metazoa; Arthropoda; Insecta; Diptera; Drosophilidae. The record is from RefSeq and is a predicted model, not a curated record. The coding region runs from base 1 to 603 and encodes 200 amino acids.